AUGAAGACAGUUGUUUAUGUCACUCUUUUGGUGGCAUUCAUACAAAUAUGCUGUAGUACGGUAUCGGCUCAAAACAAUAGUACAACUACUACAACUGCUGGAACUACCACAGCUACGAGAACUACAAUGACCACUGCUCGAAAUAAUAGUACAACUACCACAGUUGCUGAAACUACUACGACUACUGCUGGAAAUAGUGGUACAACAACUACAACUGCUGGAACUACUACGACCACUGCUGGAAAUAAUGGUACAACUACCACAUCUACU
Messenger RNA from Adineta steineri, 270 nucleotides. NCBI's taxonomy places the organism in Eukaryota, Metazoa, Rotifera, Eurotatoria, Adinetida, Adinetidae. The record is from the annotation of a GenBank genome assembly.